Molecule: messenger RNA, 1069 nt
Organism: Hemicordylus capensis (graceful crag lizard)
Lineage: Eukaryota; Metazoa; Chordata; Lepidosauria; Squamata; Cordylidae
Product: opsin-VA-like
Exons: 5
Coding region: 44-1045 (333 amino acids)
Biological process (GO): G protein-coupled receptor signaling pathway; phototransduction; visual perception
Cellular component (GO): membrane; photoreceptor outer segment
Molecular function (GO): G protein-coupled receptor activity
Source: RefSeq, a predicted model, not a curated record
CCGAGGCCUGGAACAGGCCAAAAACUGUCUAAACGGGACUGUUAUGAUACAAGGGGAGGCCGGCAGGGGAAGAGAAACCUCCAGAUACCACCCCCUCCACCACCACCACAGCAGCACUCCUGGAGAUGUAUCUAAUAAUUUUUUAGUGAUUGCCGUAACCUUGAAGAACCCUCAACUCCGCAAUCCCAUCAACGUAUUCAUUCUUAACCUCUCCUUUUCGGAUCUUAUGAUGUCCCUCUGUGGAACCACUAUUGUUAUAGCUACAAACUACCAUGGAUAUUUUUUCUUGGGACACAGAUUUUGCACUUUCCAGGGAUUUGCUGUCAAUUAUUUUGGAAUCGUUUCUCUCUGGUCCCUGACAAUUUUAGCUUAUGAAAGAUACAAUGUGGUAUGCCAGCCUCUGGGAACUCUUCAAAUGAGUAUCAAGCGAGGUUACCAGUUCCUAGGCUUCAUAUGGAUUUUCUGUCUCUUCUGGGCUGUGGUUCCACUCUUUGGCUGGAGUUCUUAUGGUCCUGAAGGAGUCCAGACGUCAUGCUCCAUUGGCUGGGAAGAAAGAUCUUGGAACAACUAUAGCUAUCUGAUUGCAUACUUCCUGUCCUGCUUCUUUAUUCCUGUUCUGAUCAUUGGAUUUUCUUAUGGCAAUGUAAUUAGGUCAUUGCAUGGCCUGAAUAAGAAAGUUGAACAAAUGGGAGGCAAAGGAAACCCAGAAGAAGAGUUGCGAGCUGUAGUUAUGGUGCUUGUCAUGGUCGUGGCAUUCCUGAUCUGCUGGUUGCCAUACACUGUCUUUGCUCUUAUUGUCGUCAUUGAUCCAGCUCUGAGUAUUUCACCUCUAGCUGCAACAAUCCCAACAUAUCUAGCAAAGACAAGCCCAGUGUACAACCCCAUCAUUUACAUUUUCCUGAACAAACAGUUUCGUGUGUGUGCGGUUGAAUUUAUAACCUGUGGCCAAGUUAUUCCAACAAAACUAGAAGAAGACAUUUCAAUUUCAGUGGUUCCAACCAAAUGUAAAGCACCUUGUAAGAUCAACCAAGUGUCUCCAGUCUGAGAUAGCUUGUCUGAAACUUCAUUU